AUGAAAAGCUCAUUAAAAAAAUAAUAGCAAUUGAAUGAUAGUUAAAAUCUCAAGACUGGACAAGGUACCUAAAACUAAGAAGAUAUGAAGGUGAAUAAAAGAGUUAACAUUUUGAAUACCAAAGUUGAAGAUAAUUCAAAGAAUAUAAGUCAUGCCUCCUCCUAAGCUAAUAGAGUUUCGAAGCAGAUGAUUUAUAAUGAAAAUAUGCAAAUUUUGAUUGACAAAAAUAACUUAAAUGAUUCAGAAAUUAAAGAUGAAAGUGAAUUAUUCUAACCUAUUAAUUUGAAUAAAAAUCAAGCUCAAUUAUAAUUAAUUAUGAAAGACUAUAUCUCAGCAUAAACACACUACAAAAUUGGAUUGCAUGAAGAUGUUGACAAUAUGAUGAGCAGGACUAAAAAGUGUUAAAUUUAAAUAUUAGAAUAAGAAUAGGAUUUAGAUGGAUGGUAUAAAAAAUAACUUGCUUAAAAAAUAUCAAAUGAAGUUUUUUAAGAAGAAGAGUCUAAGAAAGAAAUGAAACAUAAAUUACUAGAUGAUUUGCUUAUUUAAGACACACCUGAGCUCAACCAAAAAAUUAUUUCAAGUAUACUUAGAGACAAACUGCCAAAUAACUUAAUGCAGGGUUAAACAAAUUUUUCUAGCUCUUAAAAUUCUAACAAAAUAUAGCCUAUACUAAAAAAAAUCAUUAGUAUAAAAAAUAAAAAUAAAAUAUCUGAAGCUGAAGAAAAUUAAAAAAACGAAGGCCCCAUUCACAUAACAUCAGCUACAAGUGGCAAUCUACUAAGAAUGUAUAAUCCUUAUCUAAUAUUAUAAAACCAAGAGGUACAAAAAAGAAUGAAAACUGAAAAUUUAAUUGGAAAAAUAGUCAUUGAUAAGGUAAAAAAGGAAGAAUAAAAAUUAAAAAAUUUGUAGACUUUUAGCUAAAUAAAUUAAGACAGUCCCUAAUUGAUUCAUAAAAAUAACGGAGAAUAUUCUAAAAAGAAAUAAAAUGCAACUGCUGCAGAAAUAGAAGAAGAAGAAAACUUGAGGAUACAAAAGCUUAUUGAUGUUGGGAAGCAAUAAGUUAAGAACACUUUAAAAAACUUUAAAGGACUUUCAAAUUAUUAUCUGGACAAUAUAUUAAAGAAUGACAGUAUAAAGAAGUAGCUUGAAGAGAGUAACAAAGGAAAAAAUAAUUUAUUUUAUCUAAAAGGCGACAUGGUAUUUGCACCUUACUCUGAAAUUGAAUAAAUAUAUUUGCCUAAAUAUUUUUAAACAUUUGAAAAGUUAUAAUAAGCUAGGAUAGAUGAAUAUGAAUUAAGAAUAUGUAUAGCCAAUUAAAUAGAUUUAAUUAAAGAAAAGCAAAUAUAUGCCAAUGAAUUGUAAAAAUAAAUUGAAAAUCUAAAUUCCACUCAAGUGAAUAAUCAAAAUAAUUUAUCAAAUAAUGCUAAUUAGAAAAGUAUAUAGCCCAAUCCUAUUAGUGCAAAACAAGCUUAAAAAAUACAAAGUGAAAACAUGAAGCUUUAUAAAAGGAAAGAAAUGUUGAAAGAAGAAACAAACUCAGUGAAUUGCAAUAUUGAAAUAUUGAAGUAAGAGUUGUAAGAUUUGUAGAAAAAAUAGGCUUCCUAUUAGGAUAAUAUCAAAUAACUUAAAAUCGUGAGAACAAAGAUAAGAGCUUAUAUCAAGACAACUCUACUUGCAAUGAUGCAAAAGGAUUUAACCUUAUUUAUUAAUAUGAAAAAACCAAUUGAUCUCUCAUUAGCAAAUAUAGUUUCUACUCUAAUAAAAAUAGGAGAAAAUAUUUAUAAUGAGUAUUUUCCUUAAUUUUUAGACUAAUAACAAAUAGAGUUGAUAAUUCAUAUUGCAGAAUUAAAGGUAGAAGCAGAAAACAUCAAAGAAAAAGACUUGAAAUAAAUAAAUGAUAUAAAACUACCUACUAAUUCUUAAUCAAUUUUCUCUUAGUUAAGUUAUUAGUGUUCAAAACAAUGCAUAACUUAAGAAGCUGAAAGAAGAAUUAAAGAAAUAACAAAAGAAAUACUGUCAGUUAAAAAACCUAUUUUCAAACUUGAUGAAGGCACUUAGACUCAUACUAUGCAAUAUGAAAGUGUUUUAUUGAAUAAUUCAACUCCCAAAAAAAUUAUUAUUGAGAAAUAAGAAAUAGAAGAGAACAAAGAUGUUGUCCUUAAAAGAUUAGAAAAAAGAGAGGCAAUAAAUAACUUCUUACAACUAACUGUAGAUAAAGUUAAAGAGCUAGAAGAAAAUGAGUUAGAUAGGCUUGAAAAAAGUUUUUCUACUUUAAAGACAGAGCAACUUUCACACUUGAAAAACGUUCUUAUUUCAAUAUUUGGUAUCAUUAGAGGAUGUGAAUAACUAUCCCAUUUUUUACAGUUUCGCAAAUUUAAAAAAUAUUUGUUGAAGGGAAAAAAUUUUACUAAUAAAGAGAAAAUUGACUUGAUAAAUCUUUUUAGAGAAAAAAAACUAAUCAUUUAAGAUAAUUUAAGUGAAGAUAGUUUAGUUUAAAAUGAUGAAAAUAAUAAAGAAAGAGAAAUGGAAUAGCAUGCUAAAGAAAAUUAAAAACAAACUAUAAAGUAUAGAGACAGGUCUGAAAGUUUAGAGAGACUACAAAGUAUUAAAAGCUUUUAAAUUAAAAAUAAAAAUCAUAUAAACAACUCAUAACAGCAUGAAAACAUGAUAGAUGACCAAACUUUUUAUAAAACUUUUAUGAAGACUUCAAAUUCAUUUACUAAGUAAUAAAAAAGUUUCGAGAGUUAAGCAGCUAGCAGCUCAGAUCAUUAUUACACAAAUACAUCAGAUUUUAUUUUAAAUAACACAUAAUAGAGAAGAUUUUAGAUAUUUAAUAAAGAUUUCUCUUUAAGUUAGAGCAAUCAGCCUUAUUUGUUAUCAGAAAGAGGUUUAUUAUCUUAAACCAGUUCUGAGUUUCAAAAUCCAUUAAACAGAAUAAAAAAUGAGUAAUUAAAGCUAGGUAAAAUAGUGUAGUUUUAGUACUAAGAUUCUUUUUCUCCAGUAUCUCAGUUAGGAAGAAAGGUUUCUUUCCAAUAAUCUCCACAAUCUUUUCUAAAUAAUAAAUUAAAGCAAGAAUUUUGA
Molecule: messenger RNA, 3081 nt
Organism: Tetrahymena thermophila SB210
Lineage: Eukaryota; Ciliophora; Oligohymenophorea; Hymenostomatida; Tetrahymenidae
Exons: 6
Source: RefSeq, a predicted model, not a curated record